This is a messenger RNA of Mauremys reevesii (Reeves's turtle), 1359 nucleotides long. RefSeq names its product sialophorin (gene SPN). Gene Ontology annotation, molecular function: heat shock protein binding; transmembrane signaling receptor activity. NCBI's taxonomy places the organism in Eukaryota, Metazoa, Chordata, Testudines, Geoemydidae. Gene Ontology annotation, cellular component: external side of plasma membrane. The record is from RefSeq and is a predicted model, not a curated record. Gene Ontology annotation, biological process: cell surface receptor signaling pathway; regulation of T cell migration; regulation of immune response. The transcript is spliced from 3 exons. Bases 232 to 1359 code for a protein of 375 amino acids.
CUCUCCUUUCUCGUUCAUUCGUUCCUGCCCCGUCCUGCAGCAGAGGGGCUGCCACGUGCUGGUCCUGGGCUCAGACCCCCCCACCAGCCCCCAGCCCCACCUGCAGCGACGAGCUGGCCCCGGCUUGCCAGCCACGAGGCCCGUGUUUGUGCGUCCGGCGCGUCUCCCGUCCCCUCUCUGCUCCGUCCCCGUCUGCCGAGCCCCGGCCCGGGACGAGGGAGCCCAGACACCAUGGCGGUAUCGGGGGCCUGGCCCCAGCCGAAAAUCCGGCCUACGCUCCUGCUUCUCCUGGUAGCUGCAGCCUGUGCACAGAUGUCACUCGAAGAGAAGGAGACGGCCAGUGAGGAAAGCCGGCACAUCGGUACCAGUCCGGAAACUGCCUCGGCUUCUGCUCAAUUAGCCAGAAACAGCACCGAGCUCUCUGCCGAAUUAGCCAGAAACAGCACCGAGCCCUCUGCCGAAUUAGCCAGGCAUCCACCCACCGCGGCACAGCAGGAACCCACCGCCGCCCAGACGCCGGCAAUGAAGGAUUCGGUUGGCUCAGUGUCUCCGUCUGGCCUUCCCUCUACGGAGGCGACCGUGGCCCUGAGAUCCGGCCUGGCCGGGCCGACGGCAGCCGGUGGCGAACAGCCCGUCACGGAUGUGAAGCUGAAGGGGCAGGCGGGCACGGUGGCAGGGAGCCCGGGUCCGGGGCAGGAGACUCAGACCGUGCCAGGCAGGGGCGGGCAGAGCACGAGCGCCCCCAUGGAGCCCGCCAAGGGCACCGAUCGGAGCAGGCACAACCAGACCGCGCCAGCCAGCACCCAUCGGACCGGCCGCUACAGGGCCGCCCCAGACCAGACCUCUGGGCCCUGGGAGAAGCAGCCCACCCCCAAACUCUCGCCCCCUGCCCUCUCCCUCACCCCGCCUGCCAAGAAACAGGAGCCCGUCCCCAAGGACAUCACAACGCCGACCUCCAGCCCCGCCCUCGGCCCCCGCAAGCUGUCCGUGAUCAUCAUUGUGGUGCUGCUGGUUGUCGCCAUCGUGGUGCUGGCCCUGCUCAGCGUGGCGCUGCACUGUCGGCGCCGGCGCCGCUGCGGCUCCACCAGCUUCAGCGGGGGGCCGGGGCCCGGCGAGUGGGCGGGGCCGGUGAGCCUGCCGGAGGAGAAGGGCGAGGGGCAGGCCGGGGACGGGGGGCAGCAGGCCGGGCUGGGCGAAGGCAGGCCUCCCACGCUGACCACCUUCUUCGGGAAGCGCCACUCCCGGGUGUCCUCGGUGGCCAUGGAGGACGUGGCCGGGGCCAGAGCCGGCGACCGGCUGUCAGCUGACACCCUGGACAGAUCUCUCCCUGGCCGGCAUCACUCCCCCGUCCCUGCCUGA